UCUUUCUACUUUUCUUGAAUUUUAGACGGAAGAGACGGGAAAAGAAGUUAGUAGGGUUCAAAUGUGGGACAUCACUCACAAGAAAAUAGAUGGAAGUUAUGUUAAUGAAAAGGCUAAAGAAAUAGCGGAGAAGAUUGAAGCAUAUAGCAGUCAACAAGUGGUGGAAUCAACCGUUAAUUCUCCUCUUGAUGCUCUUGGAGUAGUUCUUGGGAAAGAGCACCCUGGUUGUGUUCGAGGUUUAGGCAUGGGAGCUGUUCCAAUAGUUUCUUUCAAGAACAACACUACAAGAAUUAGUCAGAUGAAUUUAGGUUCUUCAAAUGAUGCUGGCACAUCAUCUACUUGUGGUCCAAAUGUGCAAGAAGAGUUGGAUACUGUUAAAGCGCAAUUGCAAGCACUAGUCUCCUAUAUUGCUUCUAAGAAAGGAGGUAAAAUUCUAGUAGAAUUGGCUGGAAUGUUCCCUACUCAACAAAUUUCACAGGGAUUGGAUCAAGAGAGUGAAAUUCCAUCACCAAGAGAGUUAGGAAGUAGGUCUUUUGGAGCGAGCAACAAAGAAGCAUGAUCUUGUAUAAUAAAAAUUUUAUGUAUU
Molecule: messenger RNA, 586 nt
Organism: Arachis ipaensis
Lineage: Eukaryota; Viridiplantae; Streptophyta; Magnoliopsida; Fabales; Fabaceae
Source: RefSeq, a predicted model, not a curated record